GAAAUUUUCUUGACAGAUAACAUCUGACAAAUACUUCUCUAAAAAUAAACAUUACAAAUUACAAGAAAAGUUAAUCAGAAAAUUGCUUUGUGAAAGUAAUAUAUUUUAAGAAAUACGUUAGGUCUAAAAUACAAAUCCAGAAAUAUGUUUUCAAAAAAGAAACCGGAUAGACCAAAUAGAACUAAUCCUGGAAAUUUAGCUCAGUUUGGACUAUUUGAUAUACCACAAAAUUUUGAUCCAGCAAAUCCAAUGGGUGGUUCAGUAGAUUCCGAUGGUGGAGAUAGUGACUUAGAGGCAGAAUUAGCUGCUUUAGCUGGAGGAGGAGGUGCAAAGCCCAGGAAAAAGCCCAAGCAGGGAAUCAAUCAACUUAUGUCCAAACAAGAGUUUGAUGCUAUGGUAUCUGUCAGUUUAAAAGAUGAAGAUGAUGCUGAAGAAGAUGUUGAUGAAAAUGACCCAGAUUUGCUUAGUGAAUUAAAUGAAAUAACUGGUGCUUCUGAUGAGGAAGGUGAGUUAACACCACCAAAAGAAAUAUCUCCUCAGAAAGUGCCAUCUGGUAAUGUGUCAGAAAUUUUAACAAACCGUUUAAAGAACUAUCAAAUAUUGGAAAGGGAAGCUAAGGCAGCUGGAGAAUCUAGUAAAGCUAGGCGAUAUGGAAGGGCUAUUAAAACAUUAAAUGAUUUAAUUAAAAAAGCUAAUGCAGGAGUUGAUAUUAACAUUAAUGAUGAAUCAGUUCCUCCUGAAAUUAUUAUAAAACCAAAACAACCAAACGAUGGUACAACACCUGAAAGUGAGGAUAACAAAACAUCUGAAAAUACAGAUAAUUCUCAAGGAAUCUUAUCUCCAACCAGACCUGCACCGACAAUUCCAAUUAAAACUGACCCUUCUUUACCUGACGUUGUUCAGAACAGUGUGGCUGAAGUAAAAAGUGGCAUAGAUGAAGAACUACUUAAUAUGUUAAUAGAAAGACAGAAAUCUUAUAAAAUUGCGGCUUUACAAGCCAAAAAAUCGGGCAAUAAUGAGCAAGCCCUGAAAUAUGUUAAAAUAGCCAAACAAUUUGAUUUGGUAAUAGAAGCCGUAAAAAAUGGACAGUCGGUUGACUUGUCUGAUAUGCCGGGACCCCCUGGACAGGAUGAUCCCAAGCCAAGGAUUCAAGAAAAUGAAACUCAGAAACAAUCCUCAGAAAUUGAGGUUCCUGAAAUCCCAAGUGACAUACCACAACCUGAAUUGAUAACCGCAGGAACUGUAGAGGAAGCUUUACAGCAAAGAUUAGAAUUUUACAAAUCACAUGUGCAAAAGGCCACAGAAGAAGAGAAUUCAAGCAAGGCAAGAAGGUUUGGAAGAAUUGUAAAGCAGUACGAACAGGCUUUAAAAUUUCAUAGAGCUGGAAAGCCUGUUCCGUUUGAUGAAUUACCAACUCCACCGGGGUUUGCUCCUAUUCCAAUACCAGGAACUGGAAAGGUAACGCCUAGUUCACCUCAAGCGCCUAAACAAGAUGAAACGGCUGUUAGUGAUAGUAAAGAAGGUGGCGUUGCCCCUGCAAAGCCCAAUGCGUCUCGUAUAUCAGGUAAUAGAUCUGCAACAUCGCAUCAAGAAAAGCAAGUGUUAAUUCUGCAAGCCAAACAGAAACAAUUCAAAACAGCCGCCUUGAAUGCAAAGCAGAAAGGAGAGUUGGUACAAGCCAAGGAAUUUUUGCGCCAAGCUCACGGUUUUGACAAACUGAUCGAAGCGGCACAAGCUGGGUUGCCGGUAGAUUGGGCUACAAUUCCUGUCUCGCCCGAAGCAAAGUCACAACUAGACGAUGAAUAUGAAAUAAUCAUGGCCGACGAAGCCACGGAAGAUGGCCAGAGCGACAAUGACGUUUUAUCACGACUCGAAACACAAUUAACUAAACAAUUAAAAAUGUGCUUAAGUACAAGGGAUCAUCAUAAGGCUUUAGGUGAUGUUGCGGGAACAAACAGGUUUGAAAGAUUGGCUUUAAACGUUACUAAAGAUUUAGACGUGAUUAGAGUAUCCAGACGUACAAAUAAUAGAGUUCCAAAGUUCCAUUAUGAGACUAAGGAUUUUGCGAUAGUAAAAAGUUUUACUGAUUUGACAGACAAUGACCUGGAGCUUUUUAUAGUUAGAGGAAUUAAUUACAAAUCGGAAAAUCCCAAAGACAUUGACACCUAUGUGAAAUUCGAAUUUCCAUUUCCACAGGACACGCCAUAUUCAGACAAAACGUCUACAAUAAAAGAUACAAAUAACCCUACUUAUGACCAGACUUUUGUAAUACCAAUUCAAAGGAGUUCUAGACAGUGUCAGAGGGUAUUCAAAAGGCAUGGCAUUAAAUUUGAAGUUUAUUCCAGGGGUUGCGACUGUGGUUGCGCUAGCGACAUCUUUUGUUGUUUCAGCGGAUUCUUCCGAAGCGAUUCUCUGAUUGGUACGGUCAAUUUGAAGCUGCAGCCGUUAGAGACCCAGUGCGAGAUACACGACAGUUUUGACGUCAUGGAUGGACGAAGAAAGACAGGUGGUAAACUAGAAGUCAGAUUGAGGUUAAGAAGUCCUAUAGUUACUCAGCAAGUUGAACAAAUUCAAGAAAAAUGGCUAAUUAUAGAUCAGUAGAGAAAAUAUACACUCUGUUAAUGUUUGCCUAUAAGUAUAACCCUCAUAUUUUUUUAUCAAUUGAUGCAUAUACCUAUUUUUUAAGAUUAUUUUAAUAUAUACUAUUUUGAGAUGUAUAAAACGAAUAUAAUAUUAAUAUCUUUAAUAUUUUUUCAUAGUCUAUUAAGUUCUAGUCUUAAUGCAAAUAAUUUUCAAGUUAUGUUGCUCUAAUGAAUAGUCAACAACAAGUUUAAUUAAGUCAGAUCUAUGGAUGGCCAUUUGUACUUUUUAAAGUAAAAGUCCAAAAUUAUUUUUUGAUGUUUUCUAAGUUGUGUUGUACUUUUAUUCCAAUGUUUUGUAUUUUAAGUUUAGUAAUGUCAUAACGCAAAAAAUGGCAACAGUCAUAUUGAGUAUUUAUUUUAUUAGAGUGAAUAUUAUAUUUCUUGAGACAUAUUUUUUAUAGGUGCCUUAUUGAGUAUGAUUGUAAAUAAUUUUAAAAGAACUUAUAUUUAAUUAUAUUUUGUUAUACCAUGAGUCAUUGUAACAUACAAUUAUUGUGAUUUUUAGCUUAAUAAAUAUAGUAUUUAAUUAAAAA
Molecule: messenger RNA, 3175 nt
Organism: Sitophilus oryzae (rice weevil)
Lineage: Eukaryota; Metazoa; Arthropoda; Insecta; Coleoptera; Curculionidae
Gene: l(2)gd1
Product: coiled-coil and C2 domain-containing protein 1-like
Exons: 15
Coding region: 145-2601 (818 amino acids)
Biological process (GO): regulation of transcription by RNA polymerase II
Cellular component (GO): nucleus
Molecular function (GO): DNA-binding transcription repressor activity, RNA polymerase II-specific; RNA polymerase II cis-regulatory region sequence-specific DNA binding
Source: RefSeq, a predicted model, not a curated record